Molecule: messenger RNA, 1164 nt
Organism: Aureobasidium uvarum
Lineage: Eukaryota; Fungi; Ascomycota; Dothideomycetes; Dothideales; Saccotheciaceae
Source: the annotation of a GenBank genome assembly
AUGGGGGCUUUUUCUCUCGAGUUCCAACAUGAUUUGCAAAAAGAUUUUGCCAGGGUUAGGAAGCUUGGUCUUCGGCAUCUGGAAUUCGAUGACUACCUGAUCUUGGUGGCUGCUGUCUUCUACACAAUUCUGAUAUUGACAUUGAAUCUUACGGCACAAGGCGGUGGCAGCGCACUUGCUAUGCCAGGGGAAGAUGUAUUCGCACUCACCGAAAAACAGGUCAAGGACCGGCAGAGAGGAGCCAAGAUCGAUUUGGUGGCUGAACAGGCGAUGCUCAAUGUCAUCUGGAUCUUGAAAGUAUGCACACUGAAGCUAUACAGUCGUCUCACACAACAAAUUGCAGUCAAAAUUCUUGCCAUCUACGUUGCUAUCGGCUAUGUAGCAUGUCAACUAGCGUUCUUCCUCGAAUGCCGACCGUUUACGAGUUACUGGCAGAUCGCUCCUUCUCCACCACUGAAUUGCAUGGUCCUGUAUGACUAUGCUAUUGUUCAGGCAACCUUCAACAUCUCGUCAGACAUUUUUAUGCUUGUGAUCCCUUUCCCACUGAUCUUGCAAGUCUCCAUUGUUUUCAAGCAAAAGCUCAUCCUUUUGGUUACCACUCUCACAAAAGCCGAGUUCUUCAAAUCGGUCUAUGCAGAGGACUAUAUGUUCUGGUACACAAGAGAGGCCUCGGUGGCUGUCUAUGUCUCAAACCUGCCUUGUGUAUGGCCUCUUCUCCGAGAAGCUCUGCCGGCACUCAAGAGCUGGACACCAGGCUUCGUCAGCAGCUCGGCCUACAGACGGCGCGGCGCUAGCACUACAGGCCUCACAGCCCGCACACGCACGCGCAACACCCAAAAGAGCAAUCUAGGACUCUCCAGACGCUCCAUGGACGAUUUCCACGCCAUCAUCGAGCCCACACGACCGCUGGAGGCAAAGACAACGACGAAUGUGCACACANAAGAGAUUCAACACUACAACAACCAUAUCCGCAGCACGAAUCGGGGCAGCAGCAGUGAGUCGAGUAUUGAUGACUUGCCCAUGCAUGGCAUUAUGGCGUCGACGACGAUUGAAAUGUCGGUUAUGGCUUCCGAUCGCAAAGACGAUGAUCGUGAUGAUGCUUCUCAGUCUUCGACUCGAGCGUUUGCUCGUGAUCUAGAGCAAGGGUUCCCGCAUGCGCGCUGA